AAAGCAUGCAGUGUUCUAGACAGCCCCCAUGACGUGAGAAACAUUUGUUAUAAGACAAACAUGAAUAAUGUAGUUUUUUAGAUCACACCUAGAUAUUAUUCGACAGUUCUAACAAUGGACCCAUAUCUUUUCCUAAGCUUGUUUGGACUCACAACUUUGGUUGGCAAUGGAAUCGUACAAGGGCAAAUGGGACAUAUGCAACAGAUGGGACUCUCCAACCAAAGACGUAAUUUUCCAGCGCGGACGGGAAGGUUGCUUGGUUCUGGAAAUGGUAAUGGCCAAGCUGUGAGCAAUCCAAACGUAAUGACCUUUUCACACUCAAUGAGUUCUAAUAAUAUGGGACCAGGAGUGGUGGAUAAUCAAGGACCUCAGGGAACAGGAGCCGGAAACGGAAUGUCAGGACAUAGUCAAGAUAUGACAGGACUAGUCCAGGGAACGACGGUACAUGAUCCAGGAAUGUCAGGACAAAACAACGGAAUGUCAGGUCAAGGUCAAGGAAUGUCAGCACAUAACACCAACGGAAUGGGAGGUCAAGGCAACAACGGUAUGUCAGGACCAGGCAAUAACGGAAUGUUAGGACCAGGUAACAACGGAAUGGGUGGACAAGGCCACAACGGAAUGGGAGGGCAAGGAAUGAAUAUGGGUAAUGGCAUGGGUGGAGGAGGAAUGGGAUUUGGAAUGAUGGGUGGUGGAAUCGAUCCUUCAGCUUUGAUGGGAGGUACAGGGAACAGCUGGAUGCAAAUGCGAAUGGCUAUGAAUAGUGAUAUGCCACAUAUGUUCAUGGGUACAAGAAACUGGGUGCAACAUCGGGCAUGUGAAAAAACACCAAGUAUAGCUAAUCAAUUGUGUAAUCCCGCUACACCAAAUGCAUGUCAAGCUGCAAGUUCUAUGUUGUCUGCAAGCAUGCCUAUGGGAAUGAUGGGAAUGAUGGGUAUGGGAGGAGGAGGACGACAGCAGCAGCAACAACAACAGAGAAACAUGCUAGUUUGUAGUCGUAUGAACGAACAUGGACAUGCCAGAUGUUGUGCUAAAACAAUGGCAUAUGCAAGAUAUUUAGAUACAAUGUUUAAAUAAAUACUACAAACUACGACAGCAGCGACAGUGUCAGCGCAUUUGGGGGACUGAGUGGUAGUGCAUGCUGUGGUGUGAAUCAAGACCAGAAUGCAGUAUUAAAGAUGGUCGACUCAUCUCGUGAUAUUCAUGUAAUCACCAUAAUUUAAUGUCAAACAUUAUCAUUGUUUUGUUGUUUUCAUUUUUUUCAGUAGUUUAUGUUUUGGUUUUCUUAAAUAAAUGAAUGGCCGGUCUA
This is a messenger RNA of Mytilus trossulus (common blue mussel), 1306 nucleotides long. Its product is annotated as N66 matrix protein-like. NCBI's taxonomy places the organism in Eukaryota, Metazoa, Mollusca, Bivalvia, Mytilida, Mytilidae. Bases 115 to 1074 code for a protein of 319 amino acids. The transcript is spliced from 3 exons. The record is from RefSeq and is a predicted model, not a curated record.